AUGUCCGACCUCUCUAGUAAAUACGUCCUCCAGACGGUCGGUUUCGACGCUCGUUUCCCCAACCAGAAUCAGACUAGGAACUGCUUCCAAAACUACACCGACUACUUCAAGUGCAUCUCUGCCAAGGGCGAAGACUACGCCCCAUGCAAGCAGUUCAAGAAGGCGUACAACUCGCUUUGCCCUAACGAAUGGAUCUCCAAGUUCGACGAACAACGCGAAAACGGAACGUUCCCUGCGUCGCUGGAGCCGUGA
This is a messenger RNA of Cyclocybe aegerita, 252 nucleotides long. The record is from the annotation of a GenBank genome assembly. Lineage: Eukaryota; Fungi; Basidiomycota; Agaricomycetes; Agaricales; Hemipholiotaceae.